Messenger RNA from Nannochloropsis gaditana CCMP526, 1097 nucleotides. RefSeq names its product npc21 dicdi ame: phosphatidylglycerol phosphatidylinositol transfer protein 1. The transcript is spliced from 2 exons. Bases 42 to 833 code for a protein of 263 amino acids. The record is from RefSeq and is a predicted model, not a curated record.
CAGUCGUCGGGCAGGUAAUUCUUGUAGAAGAAAAAAAGGUCAUGCGGCUUCUUCCCCGCCUUUUCUACGUGGCAAUUCCAUUAUUUUGGAGCUUGCUUCCUUAUGUCAUAUCGGAGGAUCACCUUCUCCCCUUCAAGCUCUGCGGACCCGAUGAGUUGGGUGUCGAGGUGAUCCGCCUGAACGCCUGGCCGCUGGUCCCUGGGAGGGAAUUGACCAUCACCGCCAUCUACACUCCGAAUGUGACGGUGACGGGGGGAGAAGCGCUGGUAACAGUGCACGUGCUCGGGAUUCCCCUGACCGAGAGACGUGCGAUCUGCCACGAGUCCGGUGUGCACUGUCCCCUCCUGCCGCAUCACUCCACAACCUCCGUCAUCCAUGCCCACGUCCCGGGUCUCACGCCAGGCUUCGGAGUGGACGCACGUGUUGAAUUGUUUGAUGGGAGGGGUAGACGGUUGACUUGCCUGGACGCGCGGGUGGAGGUCCGCACCCACCCCUUGAUCGGAGUACCUAGCUGGUCGAAACCCUCCUUGGCUUUGUCGCCCACCUUGUCUCCCGAUUCCCCCACCACCACCCCCUUCGCUUCCUCAUCUUCGCCCGUAGUUUCCUCUCUCUCCUCGUUGCUUUCCUCCCUGCCUGCGCAGUCGGCAGCAGUGGCUUUGAGCUCUACAGAGGAUGGCACCACAGGAAUCAAACAAGCGUUGGAUCAGUUUAUAAAAUUGAGACAUCAGGACUUCGCAGUUGAGGCGCAGGACCCAAGAGACGAAAGCACAAGCGAUAGAAAUGGACCAUUACGUGAGGAUCAUGGGGACAGGAUACGCUUGCGAAGGGAGUGAAAGUACUUUAACUUUUACCCGUACAGAGCGCAUGAUGCCCUCCGCCACGUUCUAGGCGGCUACCUGCUUUAAAGCGGGAGAUCAUCCGACUCACGACUGAUAUGCCUCAAUAAAUUGUACGUAAGUUCAUUUUGCUGAAGCAGGGCGUGGAUAGAUCGACCCGUCAAUAUGGGACAGUUCCCCCUCCUUUUUGGAUGGGGUACUUAUGCCGGGGUAUCAGUCUGCAAGCUCCUGUGGCCGCUGACAGAUCUUAAAGCAUCAUCG